Molecule: messenger RNA, 2981 nt
Organism: Silurus meridionalis
Lineage: Eukaryota; Metazoa; Chordata; Actinopteri; Siluriformes; Siluridae
Product: transient receptor potential cation channel subfamily V member 1-like
Exons: 17
Coding region: 126-2516 (796 amino acids)
Biological process (GO): calcium ion import across plasma membrane
Cellular component (GO): membrane
Molecular function (GO): protein binding; calcium channel activity
Source: RefSeq, a predicted model, not a curated record
UGCAAGCCACCACUUCCUCUUAUGCUGCUUAAGAUACUGCUAGUAAGUACAUAAUGAUGUUAUAAUCGGUGCCAAUACAGUUGGGGAUCAAAUUGAACUAGGACAUUUUGCUGAAUUAUUGAGCUAUGGCACUCAAAAAGAAGGACAAGUUGAAACCUAUGAAACCCUUUACUUUGGAGAUUGAUGACAGGACAGAUGAGGAGAGGAAAAAGGACAAAGAAAUUAGAAAACAUGUAACUGGAAAGUCCAAAACACCAAUGGACACUCAUCUUCAUGAGGACCGUGGUCAUGUCCGUCCCCAAAUCCGAUUUGACCUGAGUUAUGCUGACAAAGUUUUUGGGAUAAAUCGUGAAACAGAACUUUCUGAGAGGUUUAAUCGUGAGAGGCUUUAUGAUGACGUGUCCAGUGGUGAUGUCAGUAGGCUUGAGGGCCUGGAGGAGUAUCUGCAGAAAAGAAAGAUGGGCCUGACAAGUACAACUUAUAUUUUCAGUGGGAAGACAGUCCUGAUGAAGGCCCUGCUAAACCUGCAGAAUGGACACAACGAUACAGUGGAGUACUUGCUGGACAUUGCAGAGAGAAUGAAUGAUCUUCAGGAUUUAGUGAAUGCAAAAUGCACAGAUCCAUACUAUAAAGGACAGACAGCUCUUCAUAUAGCCAUUGAGAGGAGAAACAAGCAUUAUGUCAAGCUGCUCAUUCAGAAAGGGGCUAAUGUCCAUGCAAUGGCCUGUGGGAAAUUCUUUCAGCCACGGAAAAAAAGUUUCUACUUUGGGGAGCUUCCGCUUUCACUGGCAGCAUGUACUAAUCAGGAAGACAUAGUAGACCUGCUGAUGGAUAAAGCAGAUGUGAGGCAAAAGGACACUCUGGGCAACAUAGUUCUCCAUGCUCUUGUGAUGCUGGUGGACAAUAAAAGCCCUGAAAAUAAUGACUUUGUCAUUUCCAUGUAUGACUUCAUUCUUACCAAGGAUGCUGCUAAGAAUCCCUACAAGGAGAAGCUGGAGGACAUUGAGAACAAUCAGGGACUUACUUCCAUCAAGCUGGCUGCAAAGCUGGGAAAGAUCAGGCUGCUUGAACACAUUCUGCAUCGUGAGUUCCAGCAGGAAGAGUGCAGGCAUCUGUCUCGAAAGUUCACAGAGUGGGUAUAUGGCCCAGUGCACGGGUCGCUGUAUGACCUGGACUCUAUCGACACCUACAAGCCAAACUCUGUCCUUGAGAUAGUUGUUUAUACCCCAGAUAUAGAGAAUCGCCUUGAGAUGCUCCAGCUUGAGCCACUUAACAAACUACUGGAAGACAAAUGGAAAUUAUUUGCCAGAUGGAUAUUCCUCUUCAAGUUUAUUGUUUAUCUCAUAUAUCUCAGCAUCUUCACAGUUGUUUCUUAUUACCGUGAAGAAGGAAAACCCCCAUUUCCCAUCAAGACAGAUUUUGCUGGUUUGAUGCUGUUUGUCGGUCAAGUCAUCAUGGUUAUUGGCUCAGUCUACUUCAUCGUGAGCGUGCUGAUAGAAAUGUAUAAAAAGCGGCCAAGUCUGCAAACAAUGCUGGUAGAUGGCUAUUCAGACAUGCUUUUUUUGUUACAGGCUGGGUUGUUUAUCAUCUGUGCUGGAAUGUAUUUAAAUGGAAACCAGGAGUAUCUUGCCUUUCUGGUGAUCAGUGUGGCUAUGGGCUGGAUUAAUCUGCUUUACUUCUCCAGAGGAACUCGGUACAUGGGCAUCUACAACAUCAUGAUUCAGAGGGUCUUCCUUGGUGACAUCUUGCGUUUCCUGUUUGUUUACAUAGUCUUCCUUAUCGGAUUUUCAGCAGCACUAGUGACUCUACUCCGUGAACCUGGAAAAGGAAGUCCUUUGGAAAAAAAUCUUGAAAAUGAGACAGAUAAGUGCAACAAAAACUCCUUUAAAACCAUUGCCUUCACCACUCUAGAACUGUUUAAGUUUACUAUAGGCAUGGGUGACCUGGAGUUCACAGAGAACUAUGAGUAUAAGCAUGUGUAUUUUGUACUGCUUUUAACCUACAUUGUGCUCACGUACAUCCUGCUGCUAAACAUGCUAAUUGCUCUGAUGAGCAAAACUGUGGACGUCAUGGAUCAAAAGAGCACCAGCAUCUGGAAACUCCAGCGUGCCAUUACCACCUUGGACCUCGAGACAUUUAUGCAGUAUGUAAAUUGUCUGAAAACGAGGGUUGCAUGCUGUCUGAAGAUGAAUUCUUCAGACUUUCUGCAAAUGGAGAGGCUCUCAGCAGUGAAGAGGAACCUGGGCAAAAAAGAGGACGACUGGCACUGGUAUCUCAGAGUGGAAGAAUUCAAAUGGAAAAAUUGGAACCGCAGUCUGGGUAUCAUCAUGGAUGAACCUGGAGAGGGUAGUUCAAAAAAGCAAGUUGAACCUAACAGAGGGCCAUCACAAGAUGCUCUUGUUAAUGAGGAUGAGAGUAAAGAACCCAGCCAGUCUGAUGUCAGCCAAAAGAAACACAAACGGUAUGAACUGCAGGCGGAGCAAGAGGCAGAACCCCUGGCUUCCAGCUCAAUGUAAUAAAAUGUGAAAAUAUGAAAAAAAAAAUAGAUAUUUGAUAAUUGAUCCAAGAUCCCUUUUUUGUCAAUUAAUUUUUUAUUGUUUAGUGUUUUUUUUGUCAAAAAGUAAGUCAUUGGAAGCCUGUUAUCUGAGAGGUCUUAAAGUCAUGUAUGUUUGCACAUCAUUACUGAGCCUUUGCCUGUUCUUUUGUUUCCUCUGUAUUGAACAUUUUAUUUUGCAUCUCUUCUUUUUUUCCAGUAAUAUGCAAUUUUUCAGGGUAGGAGGUUAUCUAUUCCCAGGAGUUAUUAGCAAUUAUUACAUUUACUGUAUUAUUAAAUGUGCUUGUUUGGUACCAUGUUAGGGAUUACAUUAUGUAGUGAGCAACAAGCAGUUUUAACUGUGUAAAGCUGGAAAUAAAGCAAUGAUGUAUUGUACGGAAUUUUUUACAAAUUUUGUUUUUAUCAAUAAAGAUACUAUUUCUUUUUA